UCGUGCCUGUCCCUUGUAGUCUUUGGCACAGCGGAGUUGUCCGUGUUUAGUGUUUGUUUCUCAGUCGUGGAAUACAAAAGUGAUGCUUCGACGUGACCGGCUGCAGAGCGAGACAGAUGAAGACCAGCACUGACAACUUUAUGACUCGGUUUCACUCUGUUCAACGGAGUAUAUAUCUUUUCUUUUGUUUCUGGGCUUGAAGAAGAGGCUGCUGUAUUUUGUGCGCUCCGGUAACAAAUUCGCGAGGGUCUCGGUGGCUCCAUGCGGGAGAGGAGACAUUUUGGGGUGUUUUUUUCCCCCUUUUUCUUUGGUGUUCCAGUCAGGAUCGUGAGCUACCGCGUUCCGACCCCACGAAGGCUUCAUUUUUCGCCAUAGCUUCAUGUAAAUCUUUUUUUUCUCGCGCUGCUUUCUGCCCAGCGGACUCUUCUGCUGCUGCUACUGGAUAUAUGAGGACUCUUCUUGUGCAGUAAUUUGGUGUAAAUGGAUCGCCAGUCCAGUUUCAUUUCCAUUUGGCUACAAUUGGAACUCUGUGCCAUGGCCGUUCUUCUGACCAAAGGAGAAAUUAGGUGCUACUGUGAUGCGCCGCACUGUGUGGCCACCGGAUACAUGUGCAAAUCAGAGCUGAACGCCUGCUUCACCAAGGUGCUGGACCCGCUCAACGCCAACUCUCCACUCACCCAUGGGUGUUUAGACCCCAUUGCCAAUGCUGCGGACGUCUGCAGCAGCCAAAGGGCCUUGGAUGCUCUCAGCAGGGCGGCAACACUGGAGUGCUGCCAUGAUGACAUGUGCAACUACAGGGGCCUACAUGACCUGGCGCACACCAGAGACUCGACAGAUGGCCGCUACCAGCCAGACAGCAACAACAGGAACCUGGUGACCCGGGUUCAGGAGCUGACCUCAGCCAAAGAAGUGUGGUUCCGUGCGGCUGUGAUCGCUGUGCCGAUCGCUGGCGGCCUCAUCCUGGUCCUGCUCAUCAUGCUGGCGUUACGGAUGCUGCGCAGCGAGAACAAGCGGCUGCAGGACCAGCGGCAGCAGAUGCUGUCGCGGCUCCAUUACAGCUUCCACGGCCACCACACCAAGAAGGGACACGUGGCCAAGCUGGACCUGGAGUGCAUGGUACCUGUGACGGGCCACGAGAACUGCUGUCUGACCUGCGACAAGAUGAGGCAGGCUGACCUAGGCAACGACAAGAUCCUGUCUCUGGUGCACUGGGGGAUGUACAGUGGCCACGGCAAGCUGGAGUUUGUAUGACCAGUUCCUGCUGGGAACUGAAUGACUGACACCUCCAAGAAACAGCCAGGACUGCCUCUCAAUUGUUGGCUUUGGCUCUUUUGUACUUUAAAAAGACAUUCCCACAUUUUUUGUCCUUUGGGUUGUUUUUCAAUUAGUUUUUUUUUUAAACAUCAGCGAAAAAAUACGAGACUGAUCUCAUGCCUUGUGGUUUUUGCUAGAGGAGCACUUUACUUGAAAAUGAAAGGCGAAGCAACGAGGAGCUGUAUUUAAACUUGAGAGGGCAGGGCUGAGGUAGAGUGAGAGCUCUGUCACCGCUCCCGAGGAUCCUGGACUGUUUUAUUUUUACACUGAGCGCUGAAGGAUUCCAAAUCUGUCUUAUUUGCACAUUUGUAAAAAACAACAACAACAGCAACAAAACAAACAUCAUUGCUUAAGACAACAACUCAACACUGACACCAGGGUACAAAAUAAAAUGACUUGUGUGAGGAGUAAAAAAAAAAUAAAAUAAAAAAAAUCAGUGUUUGGCUGUAGGUGUGCGCACUCCUCUGUGUAUGUUUCAUGAUUCAAGCUUAAUGUAAAGAUUCUAAAUAUAUAUAUUUUUGUCUGAUAAAACUGACCGGCGUGUGUCUUAUUCUGGGUGAAUGUCCAACAUCUCUCUCUGUGAUCAGACUAUAAGCUUGAUUGAGUGUGAAAGAAGAACUUCCAUUAAAAGUGACUUUUUAUUUAUUUGCCGAUUCACGCUUCUGUUUUUGCUACAGCUUUGAAAUGUACCAUCCGUGAACUUACAGACACACUGCUGGGGCUGUUGUGAAGUUUUUAGUGACUAUCAGAUCUUGUUAAAAGCACGCGCUAGGGUGGCCUUUAUGCUGUGUGUGUGUGCGUGUGUGUAUCUAAUGGAGCUAACAGUAAAGUCUUGUUUUACCA
Pundamilia nyererei is the source of this 2157-nucleotide messenger RNA. It is a transcript of the gene bambia, whose product is annotated as BMP and activin membrane-bound inhibitor (Xenopus laevis) homolog a. The record is from RefSeq and is a predicted model, not a curated record. Gene Ontology annotation, biological process: positive regulation of canonical Wnt signaling pathway; transforming growth factor beta receptor signaling pathway; negative regulation of transforming growth factor beta receptor signaling pathway. The coding region runs from base 481 to 1251 and encodes 256 amino acids. The transcript has 3 exons. Gene Ontology annotation, molecular function: frizzled binding. NCBI's taxonomy places the organism in Eukaryota, Metazoa, Chordata, Actinopteri, Cichliformes, Cichlidae.